CUUUGAAUUCUGACCUGACAGAAGUAAUUCGAUCACAUGCCAUAAGUUUCAUAAAAUUUUAGAAAUAAUAUUUAUAUUUUGUUUAUCUAGAAAAUAUGCUAAUUAAUGUUUUAGUGCCAGUUUGUUUUGUUUUAUAUAGCUGUGAAUCAAUAUCAGGUGAGAGGACACCUGCUGAAAAUGAGGUCAAGAGGGGUCAGUACCCAUACAUGGCAUUCCUAUACUACCCGGACGACACGAUCGUGGAUACGGCCGGGAACCGGUUCAUCCAGGACGCCGUGCUGCUGAAGCCUGAUUGGCUGGUGAGCGCGGCCAUUGACCCCAUGGAGGCCAACGACGUGGCCGUGGGGUUCCCCGCCAAGACCCUGCUGGCCAGAGCUGGAGCCGUCACUAUUGAUGCCAAUAUCACCCUCAAUGAAGAUGAAAAUGAACAGGAGCGGGAGGUGAUAAGGAUAGUGCGUCCAGCCAACCACGACAUGUACAAGUACUGGCUGACGGAUGUGUCUCUGCUGAAGACUCUCGAAGCCUUCAAGGAGACGCCUGCGGUCGCGCCCGCGGCGCUCGCUACCACCUCGUACACUGACAAAGUUUGCACUAUACUUGUGUUCACGAAGCAGUCCACCAAUACGAGUACUGACAAGGUGCUGACCCAUCUGUCAGUGGAGAUGCUGUCACCAUCAGCGGCUACCUGUGGUGCGGAGUACGCGGAGAAGACCAUGACCUGCGCCUCUGACCCGGCUGACACGAGCGUGCCCGCUGACUACUGCCAUGGAAAUGAAGGCGGCCCUCUCAUCUGCGACAACUUGGUAGUAGGCCUACAGACGUACCUGAACAACCAGUGCAAGCCGCCGCACCUGUUCCAACUAUUGUCUGGUUGGAGCAGCUUCACGACUUGCGGGACUGAGGGGAAGUGCAGUGAGGAGUACUGCAGCCAGAUCUGCCGAGAGACCCUCAAGGACGAGCCUAGAGUCACCAGCCCGCUUGGCGGGAGCACACGGCUUUACAACGACUUAGAUGCCGAAGUUGACUCCAAAGACAACUCAACGGCGGCGAAUACCACUGUAGAUGCUCACGCGAGCUCGCACGACAACGAAACUGAGUCAACUGACGCCGACGCUACCACAACAGAAAACAGCACGGAUGCAGACGCCACAUCAGAAGGCGGUAGUACGGUGCAUCCUGACCACUUUGAGCACUCGCCUGGUAAUGAGACGAGCGACAUCGAGGUGAGUAACAGCACGGACCCCGCGGAGACCGAGCGACGCGUGAUGAACAAGACUGAAGUAGAACGAAGCGUCAGAUACUCCCCCCACAUUCACAGGCGACAAACCGGUAGCGCCCCCAAACAGAACCCUGUCGCCAUUUCUGCAGAGCUGGUCAUCGUAAUUGCUAAUCUAUUACUUGCAGUUUAAUCUUAUCACUGUUUGGUCAAAGACAGAGAGUUUCAUUCUCAUGUAGUCAUGUUAGAUAGACGGGAAAGAUAUGUAUUUGUACAUUGGUAUUUUGUUGCUGUAAUGGACUUGAAAUAUUGUUUACGAUAGAAUAAAUUGAUUUGAUAAGA
Messenger RNA from Plutella xylostella (diamondback moth), 1558 nucleotides. RefSeq names its product snake venom serine proteinase 4a. Gene Ontology annotation, molecular function: serine-type endopeptidase activity. The record is from RefSeq and is a predicted model, not a curated record. Gene Ontology annotation, biological process: proteolysis. NCBI's taxonomy places the organism in Eukaryota, Metazoa, Arthropoda, Insecta, Lepidoptera, Plutellidae.